AUGAAGUCGCUCCGUGAACUAAUAGCCACUGGAUACACUGUUUUGUGUAAGUUGAAUCUCUAUCGUUCCAUAGUAAGUUCAGACGAUGUUGAGAAUGGAUAUCGACUUCGAAAUCAACUGAUUUCUACUCGACUGUUCAUCUGUUUGUUGAUUUUCUCAAUAAUUAUUCUUCUUGUUUACACAUCUCAAGUGCCAGUAACCUACACAGUGACGAUCGAUCAACCCACACUUGAAGAUUAUGCAUCUCUCUAUGAAAAACAUUCAAACACACUAAUUUGUCCAUGUACAACAAUUGCCAUAGCUCAAGAAACGUUUAUGACACUAAGUCCGAUAUUUCAUCAAGUUUGUCAUAGUGAUUUUAUCAAAAACAAUUGGCUAUCAUAUCUUAAUGCUGCUUCUGUUUAUCUGUUAUCAUCAGAUUUUCGAGUUACUGGAGGUUUAAUCUUUCAAAUUCUCGCUUCAUUUUGUCAACUUGCUCAAGAUACAAUUAAAAGUAGUUUACCGAAAUUUUAUUCCACCCGAUUUAUCUCAAACGAACUGUUAUAUGAAGAAUUAUUGUAUAAUCAAUCUAAAUCAUCUAUCGAUUUAUACAUAGCAGUUACUGCAGAAAGCUUUGCUUAUUUAUUCAAUCUCAUACGUGACACAGCUUUUGGGAAUGGUCUGGUUUCGGGUUUACUUACUAACUUCAAUUUUGAACUCACGGAAUAUAUCCCUCAAUUCUCCGGAUAUCGUGUAAUAUACAAAUCAAAGAUUUAUAAUCACCCAUACACAUGUAAUUGUUCUGUUACUCCAACGUGCAUUUCUCCUGUAGGAAUUUAUGACAGUACCACCCGAGAUGUCUUGUUCAUCAUACCUGGACUUUAUACCGGCUGUUUGUUGGUUGAAGCUGUUCGCCAAUCGAAUCUCCAAUGUUUGUAUAAUCAAACAUGCCUUCACCAAAUCGAUAAAUUUCUUCAAUCACCCGUAACUUUUCAUGUUACACCGCUGAAUACAUCGAUUCUCAGUCGUUAUAAUCAGACAACAAAUGUCAGCCAAGUUUUAGGCAAUCUUAUGAUUGAGUCAUGGAUUAAAAACAUUUCCUAUUCGUCAUACUAUAGCGAAUGCAAACCAAAUCAAUGUACUUAUACGGAAAUCGGAAAAAAUAAUGCUGUUUAUAUUGUCACGGCAUUGCUCGGUCUUUUUGGUGGACUCUACAAAACUCUUUAUUUUCUUGUGCCGAUUCUUGUUAAGAUCAUACGACGUCGACGAGGUAAGUUGAUAGUUUGUUAUUAUCUCAAUUCAUUCGUUGACGGUUCAAUUUAUAUCUUAGUUUCUGAAGACAAUGCACGCUUUACUGAGAAAUUACAAAAUUUUGUUAAGAAAAUAAUUGAUUUUCUUCGAACAUUGAAUCUAUUUUCAUCAUCACCACCAUCAGCAGACGAAUAUCAAUUAAAAACACAAAGAAUAUCCACGUUUACUUACAUUAUUAUGCUAUUAGUUAGCUUUUCUAUUCUAUUGAUACAUUCAGCGACACAAACUAUCACUCACACCAUAAUUAUCGACAGUCCAUCGUUCAGUGAGUAUCAAAUAUUGUAUAACCAACAAGGAGAAAGGCUUUCAUGUUCGUGUUCGUCAAUUACAAAUGAAUAUGAAGACUUUUCAUGGAUUAAACCAAUCUAUCAUCCAGUUUGUACCAGUGACUUUGUUGAUGACGAUUGGGUCAAUUAUGACGGUUCAUUUCGAAUGGAUUUGACUUCGUAUGACUUUCGUUAUCAAGCUGCAUUGAUAUUUCGUACACUGGCUUCAUUUUGCACACUUGCUAAUAAUUUUGUUUCUAAUUCGUUAAUCACUUUCAAUUCGACCGAAAUGGUUUCAAUUGAUCUACUUUCGGAAAAUUUAUUUCACGAAAAGGUUCAAUAUUUCUUUACGGAAUUCAUUCAAUCUACAACAAAAGCGUUCUCUUAUGACUUGAAUUUCAUUCGUUUAGUUAUUCAAUCCAAUUUGAUCAUCUCCGGAUUAAAUACAGACUCUGUCAGUUACUUUCACGGAACAUAUCCAGCACUUGAAUUAGGAGUGCAGUUAUUACCCUAUGCGACUUGUCGUUGUUUCUCAUCAACAAUGUGUUCAAUGGAAGCAUCAAUAUACUUUUACAAUGGCACACACAUUCUGCCGAUAUUCACAAUACCAGGAUUUCAUAUCGGUUGUUACAUUGACGAUGCAAUACGGAAAUCAACUUUAGAAUGUUAUUUCAAUCAAACGUGUGUCGAUUUAAUGAAAUUCCAUCUUAAUUAUAGUAAAUCAUUCGAUACAAAAUCUCUCAAUCCGAAUGAUAUUAAAACUCAUAAUGUAACAAGUGCAGUCGAUGAACUUUUUAGAAAUGUUAUGGUUGAACAAUGGUUAUCGAAUAAGUCCUAUAAGAAUUACUAUGAAAAAUGUCGUCCAACUUUAUGUUCGCAUGUGUUAGCGAUAAGAACACCUUUUAUUGUCAUUAUCACUACCUUAAUCGGACUUAUCGGGGGCUUAAUCAAAGUCCUACGGAUUAUUGUACCAUUUGUUGUACGAUCUUUGAGACAUCGUCGACAAGUUCAAGAUUCACAACUUCAUUGGUCGAUUUGUCUACGAUAUCUCUUACAAAAAGCUAUUCAUAGGAUGAGAUAUUUAAACCUAUUUCGUUCAUACAAUGUUGAGAAUGAAUAUCGACUUCGAAAUCAACUGAUUUCUACUCGACUAUUCAUCUGUUUGUUGAUUUUCUCCGUAAUCAUUCUUCUUGUUUACACAUCUCAAGUGCCAGUAACCUACACAGUGACGAUCGAUCAACCUACACUUGAAGAUUAUGCAUCUCUUUAUGAAAAACAUUCAAACUCACUCAUUUGCCCAUGUACAAAAAUCGCUAUAGCUCAAGAAACGUUUAUGACACUAACUCCGAUAUUUCAUCAAGUUUGUCAUAGUAGCUUUAUCGAUUCACGUUGGCGUACUGGUAUCGCAAAUACAAUACUACAAGCUAUUUAUACAUACAAUCGAGACUUUCGUUUACGAGGUUUGUCAGCAUUCAGUGCACUCGCAUCGGUCUGCUCCUUGGCUGAAAUCGACAUCUUCAACGCACUUCUUCACUUCAAUUCAACUACAUUCAUUUCAAACACUCUUUUAUCUAAAAGCACAUUGCUUGCACAAGCAAAUGCCAGUCUUGAUUUAUACGUCACUUCAAUGGCAUACAGUUUUAGUCGUUCAUUUGGAAUUAUUCGAGAUACAAUUCAAGGCAAUGGCUUUAUCUCAUCAACAUUAUCUAGUAUUACUCUUCGUCUUAUCUUAAACAAUAGAACAAAUACACGUGGUCCUAUCGGAUCAAUAAGUCCUCGUUACAAAACCUAUAAUAACGGUACAAACAUAUGUUCAUGUCAUGAUUCUGCUACGUGUAUUGAACAGCAAUAUGUUUAUACUACCGAUAAUUCUAAGGUGCCAACAUACAAAAUACCUGGAAUGGUUAUCGGAUGCUUUGGAUUCGAAGCGAUGUUACAAACAAACUUAUUUUGUUUUUUCAAUCAAACAUGUAUUGAUGGUCUUCGUAAAGCGAUCAAUUUCCAUAAAAAUUUCAGUACUGAAGCUCUUAAUUCAUCAGAGCUGAUCUAUUUUGAUGUCAAUAGCACCAUUGGAAGUAUGAUGGAGAAAGCAAUGAUAGAAAAAUGGAUUAGCCAUGUUAAUUAUACGAAUUAUUACAAUCAAUGUCAUCCGAUCUAUUGUAAGUACACAUAUGUGAAGCAAAAUGAUAUAAUAUACGUAUUUACAACAUUGUUUGCUUUAAUCGGUGGGCUUGCGAGUAUAUUUCAACUCUUGAUUCCGCAUUUUAUCAAAUUAGUGAGAUACGUUAUGCGCAAAUGGCGACAAAGACGUGUUACAACGAGUCUCGAAAAUUGA
This is a messenger RNA of Adineta ricciae, 3891 nucleotides long. Lineage: Eukaryota; Metazoa; Rotifera; Eurotatoria; Adinetida; Adinetidae. The record is from the annotation of a GenBank genome assembly.